Molecule: messenger RNA, 2832 nt
Organism: Scophthalmus maximus (turbot)
Lineage: Eukaryota; Metazoa; Chordata; Actinopteri; Pleuronectiformes; Scophthalmidae
Gene: chadlb
Product: chondroadherin-like b
Exons: 11
Coding region: 110-2422 (770 amino acids)
Cellular component (GO): extracellular matrix
Molecular function (GO): protein binding
Source: RefSeq, a predicted model, not a curated record
GUUUGUUUUGGACGGGGGGACAGACGGGGGGAGAGGGAGCAGUGACCGUGAGAGAGUCCGCGGCCAGUCAACUAUACCUGCAGCUGGACGGAGCCACGACGACACCACGAUGCAUCCCCAUCUCUGUCCCGACGCCCUCUGGGUUCCGCUGCUCAGUCUGCUGCUCCUCUGCACCCCUGCAGUCCACACGGCCAAAUGUCCGCAGCAGUGCAUGUGCGACCAGAUCCAACUCACUGUGACCUGCGUCAACAAGAACCUGACCCAAGUUCCUCCCACUGUUGAUGAGAUCACAGUGAAAUUAGAUCUUCGAGGUAAUGACAUCCAGGAGCUUCCAUCCGGGUCUUUUAGACACACGCCCUACCUGACCCACCUGUCGCUGCAGCGCUGUAACAUCCGCAGGGUGAAGGAGGGGGCUUUCCGCGGCCUCGGUCGCUUGGUCUUCCUCAACCUGGCCAACAACAACAUCGAGAUCCUCUACCAGGAGUCGUUUGAUGGUCUGUCCUCGCUGAAGCAGCUCAUGAUCGACCGUAACCGCGUGGAAGAGAUCCAGCCUGGGGCUUUCUCUCAGCUGGGCUUCCUCAACCUGCUCUCCAUUACGCACAAUCAGCUGGUCUACAUCCCCAACAUGGCCUUCCAGGGCUUGCAGAACAUCAAAUGGCUUCGUCUCAGCCACAACUCCCUGAACUACCUGGACACCGAGGCCUUCGCCGGUCUGUUCACCCUCAACCGCCUCAGUCUGGACCACAAUGAGAUUCAGUUCUUUCCCACCGAGACCAUGACAAGACUACCUGAGGUGACCCGUCUGGAUCUGAGCUAUAACCCCAUGACAUACCUUGGGGAAGAUGUAGUGUCCAUGGCCAAGCUCACCCAAUUGUUCCUGGAUCACAUGUCACUGCAGGACAUGGCCAACACGGCUAUUUCUAAAUCCCCCAGCCUCACCCACCUUGACAUCAGCUACAACCAGCUCCGCGUCAUCCAGCCAUUCUCUGAAGGUUCACCGAAGCUGGCGCGCCUCAACCUGGCUGGGAACCCCAUCUAUUGCAACUGCUACCUUCGUCCGCUAAGGGAGUGGGCGAUCCGUAGCAAGGUGAAGCUGAUGGGGACAUGUGGAGGACCAGCCCAUCUCUCUGGAGAAAACCUGGAGGCUGUCCACCCUCCAGAGCUGCGCUGUCAGAGCCAGGAGGCUAUGCUGAAGGCUGAGUUCGAGGAGGCAACCAGGAUCGCACCUCCACCCACCGAAGAGCCCGAGAACAAAAUCAAGUGUCCUGUCAACUGUGUCUGUGAGGCUGAGACACAACACUCCUCAUGUGAAAAUCGCAGUCACACCAAAGUUCCUCGCGGUUUCGCUCCCAACACACGCCUCCUCGACCUGCGUGGCAACCACUUCCACUACAUCUCCAGCAACAGCUUCCCCGGUGUCGCCCAGGUCGUGUCCCUGCACCUGCAGCGCUGCAAGAUAGUGGAGGUGGAAGGCGGGGCUUUCAGUGGGAUGAAGGGACUGAUCUACUUGUACCUGUCAGAGAAUGACCUCACUUCCCUCAGCCCUGAUGCCUUUAAAGGGCUUUCUCAGCUGACUUACCUUCACCUAGAGAAAAACCGCUUCACCAGUUUCCCCAAAGAAGCCUUCAAACUGGUGCCCAGCCUUCUAGCACUUCACCUGGAAAACAACGCCAUCACCAAGCUGGAGCCGGGCAUCCUGACUGGGGCCGAGGGUCUCAGAGCUCUCUACCUCACCGGGAACGCCAUCGGUCAAAUCUCGCCCAGGGCACUGGACCAGGGCAAUGACCUUGACACGCUCCACCUGGGAGGCAACAAGCUAAAGGACGUGCCAACCGAAGCGCUGGGCAAGGUGGGGAACCUCAGGGACCUGAGGCUGUCUGGGAAUUCAAUUCGCUGGGUGGGGCCAAAUGCAUUUCGGCCACUGGAGAGGUCACUGAAAGAGCUGUAUCUGGAUAACAUGGGACUGGAGAAGAUGUCGCAGAACUCCCUGGCAGGCCUGGGUGCGGGGUUGAGAAGUCUCUUCCUGGAGGGCAACCAGCUGGAGGAGGUGCCUGACCUCCACCCUCUCACUUCUUUGGAGGUCAUCAACCUGGCCGACAAUCCCCUGAUGUGUGACUGCCCUCUGCUGCCUCUGCGCCUGUGGAUUGAGAAAGUUAACCUCAAGGUACGAGCCACGUGUGCAAAUCCCCCCGAGAUGAGGGGUCGCAGGGUCAAGGACGUCCACGUCUUCAAAGCCUGCCCCGGGGGAGAGAGCCUCCCCUCCACGCCUACCGUUGCCCCAAAGUCCCCGAAGGCGCCAAAGGCAACCAAACCCAAGCCGAUGCACCUCAACAAAAUGCUCAGGGCCAAAUCCAGACUCCACAAGAGUCCAACUGCCAAACAGGCAGCAGCCAAGAAAACCAAAAGACGCAGCAUGGCCUGAACCUGCUGCCUUCGGAGUUUCGUCUGGAUUCCGUACCGAGACCAAAGCUUCCAAACAACAGUCCACAGUCAAAGAUUGAGGCCAAACAACAGCUCACUAAAAAACUGUAACCUCUAACAACUAUGUCACCUUUUAGUCAGUUUUCAUUAAAAUCUUACAGUAUUUCCUCUUGGCUGUCUAAUCAAUAGUGUUAAACAUUAAAUCCAUAUUCCCAGUUAAGGUCAGCGUGGUUAGACCAAAGGCUUUCAGCUCCUUCUGCAGUUUUGUUGGAAGUUUUAGGAAGGAAGUGAAAAAAGUGAGGGGUCAUUAGCACAGAAGCACUACACUGCUCCCACUUGAUUAAAAACAAUACAUUCUUUGGCUUCGUGCAAGUUAUUCUUAACCACUACAUCACAGCCUCAAGUUGCAGA